This is a messenger RNA of Pocillopora damicornis (cauliflower coral), 2612 nucleotides long. RefSeq lists its product as uncharacterized. The record is from RefSeq and is a predicted model, not a curated record. Lineage: Eukaryota; Metazoa; Cnidaria; Anthozoa; Scleractinia; Pocilloporidae.
AGCACUUAUGACUCAAUUGAUGGUCAAUGAGAAAACUUUACUACAAACUGAGUGCCUCUCUGUGAAAGUUUUUACUAAGUUUCCUGAGGUGACAUUGCCAGAAUAAUGCCACGAAAUUUAAGUCGUCCAUUUUUAUGAGUUGACCGUAAUGAACACAGUGGAAUUUAAAGUGAAUAAUACAUUUUAAAAAAGAUUUAUAAAUAAUGCCUAUUGUACGUAAUGCGCAGACAAAAGCCUUCUAUGUUAAUUGUGGAGGUGCCCCACGCUAUCACCCCCUCGAACACGCGAAUAUUCGAGCAUGCAGUAUGUGUUCAGCGGGUUUGUUUACGUUGCAAGAUCCACCAAGGGAAAAAUCAUGUGAUAAUUUACUCAAACUUGUCCAGAAACACUAGUCGGAAAAGCACGUAUCUCUAUAAUUCAUAAUGGCAAGUGAUAUUAGGAAUAUUAUCGACUACACAAGAUAUCCAAUUUCUGAGUCUGAGAGUCCCAUUCUCCAAGAAGUCAUCAACCGUGCAAGGAGCGAACUGAAGGACAACGGAAUCACCUUGUUGCGUGGUUUUAUGCUUCCUUCGGCUAUUCGUCAAUCAAUCCUAGACACGGAGGAAGCCUUACCGAUAGCGUUUCGUGGAACAGUUGACCACAGUGUUUAUCUUGAGGAAGGCAAGGAAAAUUCUGUCCUCGAGAAAGAUCACGCGAGGAACAUUUUGUGUCGAUCUUCAAAAUGUUGCGUUGCGCACGACCAAAUCAAGACAAACUCGCCGCUGAAUCAGCUUUAUAUGUCACCGGAGAUGACAGAGUUCGUUAGAAUUCUUCUUCACAGGGACGUGCUCUACCGAACGGCUGAUCCCCUUGGAGCCUUAAAUGUGCACGUCUACAGAGAAAAUGAUCAGUUGGAUUGGCAUUUUGACCGGGGGAAGUUCGCUGUGACACUCCUCCUUCAAGCACCAGCGGGUGGGGGAUGUUUUCAAUACAUUCCAUCAACAAGAUCUGAUGGAAGUGAAAGCCAUGACCUAGUCAGGGAAGUGCUAUUGGCAACUAAGGCUGGACAAGAUCUGACAGCUCUGGGGGUGAAAGAUGCUGACCUGCAGCCAGGAACACUAGUGAUAUUUUGUGGGCAAAACUCAAUGCAUCGUGUUUCCCCAGUUGAGGGCAAAAAGUUCAGAAUCCUUGCUGUUUUAUCCUAUGAGCAGAAAGCUGAUGUUCACUUGAAUGAAUACACACGAAUGAAAUUUUAUGGGCGCUUGAAAUAACUUAAGUCACAUCUGUAAAUGAUAUUUUUAACUUUACUGAUCUUUAGUAUGUGGUUUACCGUUGAACUAAAUUCGAAAAGAUUUUUUGUUUUUUUGUUUUUGUUUUUGUUUUGUUUGUUUGUUUGUUUUUUUUUAAUGUUUCAACGUAUGGACAUUGUUAGUAACUGAUUGUCUGUUUUUUUUUUCAUAAUCCAGGACUUUUUUCAACACCCAAUUGAAAAUUGUUCUGAGGACCAGUUUUAAUACAGGUGUGUAUAAAAGUAGCAAUUCCGCGCCAUCGUUCACCAGGGAAAUUACAAUUUCUCUUAAAAUUGUAGAACGGAAGAGGAUUUUAUAGUUGCUAGGGAUGCUUUAGUAAAACUGGUUUUUUCAUAAGUAUCAGGCAUCAUGGAUAACACAGUGGCAGCUUGCAGACAGACCCUCAAAAUAAAAAUAUAGGAUUAAUGGAGGACAAAAAGAAUGACAAGAUGGGCGAAAACACUGGAAACUAAUGGCUGGGGGGCCACACCCAGUCACUAUAUAUCAUUGGUAAGCACAAUGUGGUUUGAUGAGUCAAAGGUGUGGUUACCCCGGAGAAGCGUCGGGGAGAGUGCGCUUGUGAUUUCGUCUGCAUGGUGUAAGAAAUAUAGAGCCGUCUAUCCCGCCCUUUUGACCGCCACUUACCUCAACACUGCGCUUCGUGAGUCCACAACAUUUUGAUGGCGAAUAUCGUUGUCGAUGAGAGUACAGACCACGUUUAACCACUUUCGAUUUUGUUGUCGUUGUCGUUUUUGUUUUUUGUUGUUGUUUUGUUUUAUUUUUUUUUUUGUACCACAAUAUCGAGGCCAAACACUGCAACGAUUCUUUCAAUGAUAAAGGCAUUGUGUUACACGUUGACAUAAAUACCGUUGUUUGUACUCCUCUCGACAAGGGCCAAUCAGAUUAUGCAUGGCGAGAAGUCAUAUAAGGAUAGGUUAUAACCGAGGUUCCAGCACCUAUCGUUGAUUAUAUUGGCCCAAUUUGUUAUGUCAAAAUAAAUUUCGAUUAUUUUAAUAUCUGACAUGGUUUGAUGCUAUUCUGGUUUAAAGAUUAAAUGAAUGUAACACCGAGAAGUUACAAUUCAUAGGCCCAACGUUUCGACACUCCUGUCUAGUGCCUUCAUCAGUAAAACUCAAAGGAAAGUUUAAAAAAAUUUUGCUUGAUUCGAAAAAAGCUUGUAAGAUUAGCUACUAUACGUACAAAAUGUUAUACAGUAGUUACGGCUUAUGUCCACGUUUUUAUGGCUUACCUAAAAUCCAUAAACCGGGAAUUAAUAAUUACCUUUAUUUGUUACCUUUGGCGAUAAGAAUUACGGUAAUAUUACAAUAAAAAUUCAAAACACUA